AUGCCUGCCUACGAACUCCGAUCCGGUGGUGAUGUCAAGAACAAGAAGCAGAGUGUCGCCGACCUCAAAUACCGUCGGCUCACCGAGCUCAAUGCCCGUCUGAAGGAGGACUUGGACCGCCCUCGUGUCAAGGUCUCCGAGGCCGCUCUCUCCCUCAUCAGCUACUGCAACAACACUCGCGACUUCAUGGUUCCAUCCGUAUGGGGACAGGUCGACAAGCGCGAGGACCCCUACGCUCCCCAGCAGCAGGGCGGUUGCUGCACUGUCAUGUAA
Penicillium arizonense is the source of this 273-nucleotide messenger RNA. Its product is annotated as guanine nucleotide-binding protein subunit gamma. Gene Ontology annotation, cellular component: heterotrimeric G-protein complex. Gene Ontology annotation, molecular function: G-protein beta-subunit binding. Gene Ontology annotation, biological process: G protein-coupled receptor signaling pathway. Bases 1 to 273 code for a protein of 90 amino acids. The record is from RefSeq and is a predicted model, not a curated record. The transcript is spliced from 3 exons. Lineage: Eukaryota; Fungi; Ascomycota; Eurotiomycetes; Eurotiales; Aspergillaceae.